Messenger RNA from Carica papaya (papaya), 812 nucleotides. RefSeq names its product ribosome maturation factor. NCBI's taxonomy places the organism in Eukaryota, Viridiplantae, Streptophyta, Magnoliopsida, Brassicales, Caricaceae. The record is from RefSeq and is a predicted model, not a curated record.
GCAAAACUCUCUCUCUCUCUCUCUCUCUCGCUUUUUCAUUUUUCGCUUUCUUCCCGUCUUUCUCUCUGCAAAUCAUGCAAAGACAAUCUCUCGGCUCACCGGUCUCCAAGAACCACAGCCAUGGAGCACCCAAGGACUCAGAACCUCACUCCUUGGACGACCCUAAAAGCAAGGACUCCGCAUCCUCGUCUUCUCUGCUGACGGAUUUUGACGACCACCGCCUCAAAUCUACCAGGCCUCGUCGGUUAUCUUCCUCAUUGCCGCAGCUUUCGACGCCGCAGAAGCUCAUCCACCUCAUCCCCGUUCUUACUCUCCUUUGCUUUCUCAUCCUCUACCUUUCCUCUCACAAUCCGUCUCAGUCAGAUUUGUCUCAUUUUACUGGAUUCCAAAGGUCGUCGAAGCAUUUAGAUGCAGAUGCAGCUGCAAAAAUCGGCGAUGUUGGGCGCGGUGUUGAGCUUAGUAGGGACGAUGUUUUAGCGAUCCGUAGCCUCAGAAGCUUGCGAGAGAUUGAUAAACACGCGCCGAAAUUAUCUCGCUCUCACAGAAAAAUCGCCGAUUUCUAGGUCGCUUUCUGGGGUCUUGUAUUUCUCUACUCUACCUCAUCUUCCUUCCUUCUUCCAAAUUCUGGCUUCGCACGUACGAUGCCCAUUAGCACGUGCGAAGUACUGUGCUCUCCUAGUCCCGCACGUGUAAAGUAUUUGCAUGUUAAAUUGUUGUCUUGUGAAAGGUAAAUUGGAGCGCUACGGGCGUGGCGCCUGUUCAGGUUUUUUCAUGUUUUUCCCAGAUUCAGAAGAUAUAUAAUAAUUUUGUGA